Cinara cedri is the source of this 8707-nucleotide messenger RNA. Lineage: Eukaryota; Metazoa; Arthropoda; Insecta; Hemiptera; Aphididae. The record is from the annotation of a GenBank genome assembly.
AUGAUUAUAGUAGAUAUUGUAAGUACCUAUUUAAGUAAAGUAUUAUGCCUAUAUUAUCGUAUUAAGAUACUAUUACCAUAUAUUUUAGGUACCUACACCUUCAAGUAUACAAUAUUAUAUGCUUGUAAUUUCAAACCAUCAUACAAUUAAUAAUAUUGACGUAUUAAUAUUCUAGUAUUUAAAUUAUUUUAUUUAAGAUAUUCGAUCAUUCGGGCAAAGGUAACGCGGCCACAAUCACGUCUAAAAAAGAUGUACCAGGAUCGUAUUGUGGCGAAAUUGAACAACCGCAAACUUUCAUGUCUGAGACAAGUUCAGUUCGUAUUAUAUUUCAGACAAAUAAUUUUACGGACCAAACUUAUUAUAGUUUCGAUUCAAGAGCCGAACAAGAAACUCAAGUAUACUUACGAUAUGGACAACAUCCGGAACUCUAUCCUAAUAGAAGAGGCAUACUGAAUCCCGGGUUAGAAAUAUAAUCAUUACAGUACCUAUAUUUUAUGAUGAAAAAUGUGAUCCCCUUAAGUGAUCACGAAAUUACAAAUGUAUAUCAUACACAGUUACGCACAAUUUUUUAUUAAUAUUUAGACAAAGUGUGUUACCUAUUGUAGGUAGUUAAUAGUCAUCUAGCUAUUUGACACCAGUGGCGGCACCAGAACUUUUACUUCAGGUGGGCCAAGCUGAGGCUAAUAUUUUCCUUGAUAUACCUAUGUAUCAAUCCGGCGGGGAUUAUUGUGUAAAAAUUAUUUAAUAGGCAUUAUAAAUAUUUUUUUUUAAUAAUAAUUAUUUAAUAUUAUAUACCGAUUUUCCCUGUUUUUCACAUUUGCUGGGAAAACUCCUGAAAAAUCGAAAAAUGACCUCCUUUAAGUACCAGCCCAAGACAAUUUUCUUUCAGAAAAAGAUCUACAUCAUAUACAUCGAACUUAUCGAAGUAAAUUUUCUUGUAGGAAAAGUGUUCACACAAAAAAAUAAAAAUUUUAAAAAUGAACAUCUUUGUAAAACCAACACAUUUUUCGCUACACUCAGAAUCUAAAAUAUAACUAUGAUCUCUACAUUUCUUCGUAUAUCUAUGUAUUUAAAAAUAUAAUAUAUAAUGUAAAACAGAAUUUCUUUGUAAUCAUACAGGGUGGGCCGCACCAUGGCCCACCCCUGGCGCCGCCACUGUUUGACACUUAUAAAGUUUUAAUAAAUACGAUAAGAACAACUAUUUUUAUAAUAACAUGAGUAUAGGUAGGUACUUAAUCAAUGAUAAUGUAGUCUAUUGAAUUAUUUAUUUCUUUAUAUAAAUCAAUGGAUACUUUAGGAGUUACUGUGACAGAAUAUUUAAGGAAUGUAGACUUCAAACGUGCUAUGUUCAAAGUCCAGCGUAUCCAGGAGUGUAUCCAAGAAAUUUAAAAUGCAAUUAUUGGUUGAACACUAAAAAUAAGUUUAUCAAGCUGUAUAUACAAAAUGAAGAAUUCAACGUAGACGGUCAGCGUUGUGAAAAUAUAAUCACAUGCCCAAUGAGACCGAUCACUUCAGGUACCUACAGUUAAAUAACUAAAUUGACCCAUUUAGAGUUAAUAUAUAGGUAGGUAACAGACCCGUAGCCACGGGAGUAAAGUGGAGCAUUUCUCCCUGGACCUAAUUUGUUUCCCCCCAACAAAUAUACGAACCUACUUAAUAUUGUUUUUGUCUAAUGUCCCCUCCUAAAAUUUGGUUUGCCCCACCUGAUGAUUUGGUCUGGCUACGGGCUUGGUAAUUAAUAACUAUUAAUUAAUGAUCUAUAUGAAAACUAAUGUUAAACAUGUAUUUCAGGAGCUGAAUAUUGUCCGUAUGAUUACAUAAGAAUAUACGAUGGUAAAAAUGCAUCAAGUCCAGAGAUUGGAACUUUUUGUGGAAUGGGAAAAUUUCCACAUUCAAUCGUUGGUACAAGUGAAGAUUUGUUUGUGGAAUUCAUUACAUCUCCAGCAGGUAUGAAACUAUUAACUUGUAUAAUAUAUAGGUAAAUAGGUAAUAAAAACUAAAAUCAUUUAAUCAGUAUGGAAACUAACAAAUAAUAUAUAUUGUAGUAUUUACAAGUGAGCCGAAAGAAAAAUAUUAAUACAUACAAUCUACAAAGACAAAUAAAAAAUAUAUCACCCUAUUUAUAAUGUAAUGCACCUAUUUCAACGAAAUUUUUUUAUUCGGAAAUCUUUAUUUUUAAACGUGAUGUGAGUUUUACCUACGGUUGAAUAACUUAAUUAACAUAAAUCUUACAGCACAUUCAUUAUACAGUGAAAUUUGUUAUUCUAACUUAUAACAUAUAAGUCAACAAAUUAUUAUUGCCAUCAAAAGUUUCGAUAAACUGUAUAUAAGCUUAUUUUACUCUAAUAUCUUGUUGUUUAUUUUAUGCUCUUUCUUAUAUGUAAUAUGAGUUCAGUAUGACUAUUUAAACUAUAUAUAAAGUAAUGGAAAAGCAAAUAUAGGUGUGAGUAAUAUAACGUAUAGGUAGGUACUACUUAUUCUAUAAAAACUUUGAAAUUAAAAUUAAAAUAUCUGAUUUAAAUUGUGUGCCCACAUAAAAUAUAAUAACAAUCAACCGGUGAUAAUUAAUUAUCAUUAAUUACUUGUAAAAGUUUGAUAAAAACACAUCGUAGGUGAAACUGUUAAAAUAAAAUACCUAUACGUAUUAAAACUGUUUAAACGCUAUUAGGCAUUUAACUGUUUUUCAAAAGAAAAUUAUUUAUAAUUGUAUGUAACUAACUGAUUUAAAUUUUGAAUAUAAUAUUGUUUGUCGUUUAUUUUGAAGGUCCACUUUUAAACACUGGUUUUCAUUUUAAUGUUGGUGUUAUGCCCGGUCACAUGCAAACUGCUGGGAAAAAGAAUGGUUCCUGUGAUUGGAUAUUAUCCAGCGAGCAUUUAAACCAAGAUCAUCAUACCGAGGGUAUUUUUAUGUCAAUUUCUCACUGGUAUCCUCCGCAUACUUCUUGUACAUAUCAUUUAUUGGGCCUGUCGAAUCAAAUAGUACGAGUCUAUUUUCCAAGGUAUUGCCGACAUAAUUAAUGUAUUAAUAGUUAACUGCACAUUUUUGAACUUAGAUUAGUUGAUAUACUUAUUAACACAAAUUUGUCAGUUAAACCUAAUAAUCCAUAAAUUAAUAUUUAUAAAAAGAAAAACCUCUUACAUGAAGUUUGUAAAUAUUGGUUAGGUUGGGAAAUAAAAAAACCUUAAUUAUCUAAAUUGUCUAAAUGGAAGUUUUUAAUUAGUCUGGUAUAUUAAACGUUUGCAUUAGAUACGUUAACUUUAAUUAUUUGAAAAAUAAUCAUCAAAUUUUGAUUGUAACGUUGCAUUUCAGGCGAAUAGCAUUAAACCCCAAAGUCAUAAUCCUUAUUUAUGACUGUAAAAUUAUCCAUGUGUACAAAUCUUGAUAAAAAAUAAUAAUAAUAUGACUUUAAAUUUAAAAUUUAGUUUUAGAGUUAAUAGCAUUGAAAGUCCUGUAACGAGUGAUUGGACCGGCGACUGUGGCGAAAGUUUAACGCUUUACGAUGCUGCAGAACCAGACGAUACAAAGAUUAUAAAAACAUUUUGUGAUACUUUUUCAAAACCAGCUGAAAAACACGAUUUUGUUUCAACAGGGAAUUCCAUGUUUAUUCGAUUCGAAAGCAAAACCGGCAGUUAUUCGGGGUAAAAGUUUGAAUAAAAUAGAAUACUAAUAGAUAGGUGUACUUAAAAUAGCUAAAAAUCAAAAUAGUUCGAAUAAUUAUUCAUAUAUUGUUUUUUUUUUUUUUUUUUUACACUUGUUGAAAUAAAGAUUUGUUUUCACAGGUCGUCAUUAUAUUAUUGGGCUCAUUAUGAUUUUUUCAACAACACAAAAUUUGGUACUGCUGUACCGGAUACGGUAUGUGACGAAGAAUUCGUUAGCUGGAAGCCAUCAUCGGGGUAUUUUAGAUCACCAGUGAACACACUGGUUUAUAAACGUCAAGGAACAGUAACGAAUCCCGAUGUAAAAUCUCUACCGAUAGUGUGUCGUUAUAAAUUUACAACGGACAUCCGGCUGUUUGCGCGUAUCGUUUUGAGAAUCGAAUCAAUACAAUUCAAGGUAUUUAAGUACCUACUGUUUGACACAUUCCAUAUUAUAUUGAUAUGUUUAAUAUUAUAAUAAUAUAAACUGAAAAUUGGCACUACUACAGUGAUCUGUAUCUCAAAUGACGUGCAAGUAUAAUUAUUACAAACAGCCAAUAUGUUUUAUGAUAAUGACUAAUACAGGUACUUAUUGUAUUUUCAUGUGCUUGUUUGAUAAGCGCAGUGUCUUUUACUGAGUCAUUAUGUACACCUAGCCGACGUUAGAUUGAUGUGGGCGUUGGACAGUACCUACAAUAAUAAUAUUUACUCUAGCAAUUCAUUUUAAUUCGUUGUUUUUACUUGCGAAUGCCCUUUACUACAAGUUAAAAACUAUUUUAUGUUACGAUAGUAUAACACUGAAAUGUAUACAAAAAGCAAAGUUAUUUAUCAUAAUUAUUCGUCAUUAUAAUGAUUUUAUGAGUUCUAAAACCUUAAAUUUAAAUACAUUUUUAGGUAGCACAAAAAAAAAAAAUCUAAUUCUGUAGAUAUUUUAUUGUUCCCCGGUUGGUAUUAAAUUGUGUAAUGUUUAAUAAAGUUUAAUUCAAGUUUAUAGUGUUUCCGCUGGGUAAAAACCUAUUUCAGGAAUUUAACAGCCAAUGUGGUUGGCUAAAAUUUUAUUCUGAUGUUUUACAGGAUCAUGAUUAUAGGAUACCCAUUGAAAAGGACAGUAACUGUUGGUACAGUGAACGUGACAAAUUACUAAUAUGGGAGCCGGAGGAGACCAACGAAACGGCGUUUGGCGUGAACCGAACGGUUAUCAAUCAGUCCAACUCAAACAAAAUAAACGGCCUGUGUUUAUUCAACAAUAUUAAUAAAACUGAAACCACUGCUCCGAAUACCGGAGGAAUAAAAUUUAUAUCGUCCGGAAACUCGUUGAAUGUCGAGUUAAGCUUGAAUCCAUUAUACGCAGCCAUUAGUUAUUUCACGCACGACGUGCCAUUGUUUGAAGCCAGGUACGAAUUCGUACACGGUCCUCUGUGCGGACCAUCAAUUAUUCAACCCGUUGACGAAGGCGAGCUUAUAUUCCCGCGAUUCGAUGCCAUGGGAUUUGUUGAGCCGCCGAAAACUCUCGAAUGUAUUUGGGAGAUACGCGUUCACGAGGAUAAGGAUUUGUGGUUAAAUUUCAAUCAGGUGAUUAUAAUGUACGGUUUAUCUAAGAUUGCCCGUACACACACACACACACACACACACACACACUCUACAUAUAAUAAUUUACUUGCACACGCGUACAAACUCGUGCUGGAAAACGUAUAAUUUAUUUAUUUCAAAUUUAUCUAUUCGUAUAUUAUGGAGUUCUACUUAUAGGUUACCAGUAGAAAACAACAUAUAUAUAUAUAUAUAUAUAUAUAUAUUAUAUUAUUAUAUAUUAUAUAUUAUGUAUUAUUGCAUUAUUUAAUCGAUUUCUCGAGAUCAACGAAAUUCUUAGGUUGUUAGGAAAAUAUUGGCCCACUAUGUCAUAACAUGUCAUAUAGGUAUGCAUUUUUUUUUUUUUUAUUAUUAUUAUUUGAUCUAAAUCGUAUAAGUGUAUGGAUUUUCGAAAUAUAGUUUUCUUGUAUUGAGAACUAUGCAAAAUUCACUUAAGGUCUACUUCCCUGGAACCAAAGAUGUUUAUUUCUUUGUACUAAACUUAGGUAAUUGGAUACUCAAUUGCACGGUACACUAUAUACAAAUUACGAGCGUAGAGAGCUAUAAUAAGUAUGUAUUCAGUCUCUGUUCACUUUGGGUGAUCAUUAUUCUAAUUGGACAAAAGCUUGUAUGGGUGAUCUCGAUUAAAUCUCGUAUGUGCUAAAAAUCGCUGUGAAUACGGUACAAAGGAAAAGUCACUAAUCAGUGUGACAUUAUAAUAUUAUACGAAGUCGAUGUUGUAAUUUUUCGAUGAACAUUAGGUACAAAAAUUACUGUUUUAUACCUACCAAAAAUUGCUUGUUUUAUUCUUCUUCUUGUAACGGCAUUGUUACUAUCUGAAAGUUGUUGCCGUCAUUACUAUACUUCACACAUCUCCAUCUUGAACAACUUUUUUUCCAGUUUUGAAUUCCUAUUCCUUGAAUCCUGUUUUACAUUGUCAAUUCAUCCGUUCUCGGGUAUUUUUCCCAGAGGCUUCCACUCUAUAGCUAGGUACCCUAAUCUUCGUCUAUGCCUCUGUCCGUUUGCCGCUGUUUCGUCGAUGAUGGGUUCACUUUUUUUUCGGAUGGGAAUGGGGGAGUUUCCGGGUGAUGGUCACUGUGGGGGUGUUAAUAAGAUUUCUCUUUUAAAUUCCCUGUGUAAUAUCUUAUAAUGUACUAGUAAUAUACUGAUGUUGUGUUCAACUUGAUCCACUGUUUCAACUACGUACACCGAGGAAUUCGAUUAUCUAUACCAAUGCAGUGCAUUUCGUUCGCCAAAUGUAAGGUAAACCCUAAAAGUAUGUUCUUAUUAGAUAUGAAAAAAAAACCUAAUGUUGUAUGUGAAAGCGUUGCGACCGUAUGCAACGAUGGCGGAUCCAGGAGGAGGGAGGGGGAGACAGAAGCAAAAGUUUUUACUUCAGCAAAUAAUUAAUUUUUUAACGCAUACAUAAUACGAGAUUUUUAAGGAAGAAAAGCGGUGAGGAGCGAUGAAUGUAUUGAUUGUACUCUAAUGUGUUUAUUUUUGUCUUUAAACAAAUUUCCUACCGGUAAUCUUACUUCAAUCGAAAAAUAAGUUAACAAUGGUUUAUCGGUGCUUACAGGUAUAAAUUAAAUAACCUAAUGUGUCCUACCUUUUCAAUUUCCCACCUACCAACAACAGUAGCUGCAUCUAUCACCGGUAUUACCUCUUUUUUGUCUUUUUUUUUUUUCUGCUUAGUAGUCAUUUUUUUUUUUUUUAAAACCCUCCCUCCCAAAAUUCAACUCCGGAUCAGCCACUGACGUACAGUUCUAGUGUACUCGAAAAGGCUAAGUACUACAAUAACGUGUAAACAUUGUUGCAGAUUAAUUUCGUGUCGGACUCUUGUCGGGACGGCCGGCUGGAGGUGUACCUGCCGUCGAGAUCCGCGGACUACCCAUUUAUGUCGGCGUGUGGGCACAACGCUACCGCGCUCAAAGACUUGCCGCUAUUGACGUCCAAAGAAGUCGAAGAAGCUCCGAUCGAAGCGUCUUCGUCAUCGGCAUCAGUCAUCGGCGAGUCGUCGCGACACCGGCACAACGGUCGGCGGCGUCGGCGGUACGUUCACGUCCGGUUCGUGGGCAACGCUUACCCGCACAAGUCCCAGUUCAAAAUCGCGUGGUCCGAGCUGACCCACUUGCCCAAGAACCAGGACGGCACGCAGCGCACGGCCCGACGGACCGCGGCUGACUUCGACGGAGACGCAGAGUGCGCGUUUUCGUGCCCGGGCGACAAGCGCCUGUGCCUGCCCGCCCGGUCGGUGUGUAACGGAGUGAUCAAUUGUCCCGGGGCCCUCAACGACGAGUCGCCCUCCACGUGCGAUGAAUGGUACCGGGACGGUCACCCCCGGACCGCUUCCACGUCGUUCGGCGAUUACGCACCGUCGUCGGCCGUUAUGCUGUUCGGCGCCGUCACCGCGGCCAUAAUUGUGUUCGGCGUCGCUUUGUUCGCGGGCAACGCGUACUGCCGCCGACGACGACCGACGUCGGCGUCCGGUUGUCGCGCGUUGGCCGACAGCAGGUCGUCCGACCUAAUUUAUUCUACGGUAAUUUAUACGUAAAUUAUCUCAUCGCAUUAUUACAACUUAUGCGCGGUGACGUAACCGUAAUUUUUUUGAAGGGGGAGUGUCAUAUGUCUACAUUAUAAAUAAAAACACGUUUUUUUUUUUUUUAAUACAUUUACACGGAUACAGGGGAGUGUUCAUGCCAUAGACCCGAUAAUAUAGGUGUUUACAGUGUAUAUGUUUAUAGGUCUGUGGUCCAGACACCCAAAACACCUCACCCCCUAGUUGAGCCACUGCUUAUGAGUACCUGUCGGAGCAAAAAAAAAAAAAACCCUGUAGAUUUAAUGAGAUAAAUAAAUGUAGUUAAUUUUCGAUAAGUUCCAAUCACGAAUUUAUAGAACGUUAAUUGGUAUCAAAGCUAAAUCCCUUUGUUCUCGAUUCAUAGAAGUCUAAGCAAGUUAAUAUAGAAAACACUUCGGUUGGUAAAAUCGAUCCAAUAAAACAUCGCACCCACAUGCCGUCAUACGGACAUCCGUCUAGCGGUACUUUAUUCAAAACAUUUUAUAAACGCCAACAGUUUCAAUCUAUGAUUGACAAUAAUAAUAAUAAAUGGCGGCAUACCGAUUUUAAAGAAAAAUUAUGAAUAACUUGGUUGUCUGACGUUUUGAAGCUGGCUGGGUUUUUAAAAUUUAAAUUACGCGAUUGAAUUUUUUACCGGAUUGAAUUGAAUAGGAUUGUAUUAAUAAAACUUGACUAACUCAACCAGUAACCGAGCAAGGCUGCUUAAUUUUUCGGUGACAUUGGUCUCAUAACAUAUGCUCCUGACGAAUCAAGAAUCCGUUGUAAAUGUAUAAUAUAGAUACCAGCUGUAUAAUUGUAUUGUACUGUAUGAUUUGAUAAUCGCUACAAUUACUAGAAGUAUAAACGCUUCGUUUACACUGUAGAGUUGUCAAAAUUAAGUACUAUUGUAGUUUUGUACCUACAUUAAUUGUUCCACAGGACUAUUAA